This is a messenger RNA of Eupeodes corollae, 2251 nucleotides long. RefSeq names its product ionotropic receptor 21a-like. The record is from RefSeq and is a predicted model, not a curated record. Gene Ontology annotation, molecular function: ligand-gated monoatomic ion channel activity. Gene Ontology annotation, cellular component: membrane. NCBI's taxonomy places the organism in Eukaryota, Metazoa, Arthropoda, Insecta, Diptera, Syrphidae.
UUUGGUAUAAAAAUAAUGUCAUCAAAAUGAAUUUUUACACUUCAAGUUAAGACCCACAAUGAUAUCAAUUCCCAAUUCAUACAUUUCAGUUUUGAUAAAUUUCAUUGUGCAAACGUACCAUUAUGAUGCAACUAGUUUGUGUGUGGUUUUCAAUGAAAACUUUCCAUUUACCUUGCAUCAAACGGAAGCAGACAAUUAUGUUGCAAUUAGAAGUCUUUAUAGGCCCACAUUGAAUGAGACGAAGAAAAUACCAUUUGAUCAAUUGGAUGUUUUAUCGAAAUUUGAAGGAAAACUGGUAGAAUCGAUUGAGUACACUCAUUGUGAGAGUUUUAUUGCUUUUGAAGAAGAAAUUAUGAUAUUUGUCGGAUCUUUUAUGAAAUCUGUGCUUCACUCGAAAUGGCGUUCGUUGAAAAAUAGAUUUCUAUUUGUUUACACUGAAGGGAGAUUUGAUGAAAAUUCUGCAGAAUUUGAUCAACCAUUUUUUCAAGAUUUGACCAAUAUUCUUCUUAUAGAAAUUUCUAAGAAUGGAACAGUUUUUGAUUUGAAAACUACCAAAUUUGUGGGAAGUCGUAAAAAUCAUCCAGAAGAAUUAGUGUUUUUGGAUAGAUACUACGGGAAAACAAACACUUUUGAAUUCAACAAUAAUUUGUAUCCUGACAAAGUUAGGGAUCUACAAGGUCGUGAAUUGAUUUCGGCUGUUUUUCCGUAUGAACCAUUUGCAAUUUUAAGAAACGCUACGGAGAAAAAUCACUUUAUAGAUGUUAAAGAUGGAAAUGAAGAUCCAUCGAAAAGUCAUCUCUAUGAUGGAACUGAUGCUCAAAUUUUGUUUCAACUUUGUCGCUUAUAUAAUUGUACAAUUCAAGUGGAUACAAGCGAAGAAGAAGAAUGGGGUUUUGUAUAUGAAAACUAUACAGCUGAUGGUGUUUUAGGACUUGUUUUCAAUAGAAAAGCUGAUAUUGGUAUGAUGGCUAUGUAUAUGUGGUAUGACAAUUACCUGCAUUUAGACAUGUCCAGCGUUUUAUCAAGAUCUGGGGUAACUUGUCUAGUCCCGAAACCAAGACGAGUCAUCAGUUGGUUGCUACCUUUGGAACCAUUUCAUUGGCUUCUUUGGAUUGGAAUUGUUGGAUGUUUGAUAUUGGAAACAAUUGGUCUUUUAGUGACUUAUUGGGCUGAUAAGACAGAAAAUCCAACACUUUCAGAUUCUGCAAGAUUUGGUUAUGUCACCAGUCUCAAAUUAUUUGUUUCCCAAGGAUCCGAUUACUUACCAUCAUCAGUUUCAGUAAGGAUUGUGCUGUUCUCGUGUUAUAUGAUUGAUAUCAUCAUAACGAGUAUAUACAGUGGGGGACUAGCGAGUAUUCUAACUAUUCCUACUUUAGAGGAAGUUGCUGAUAGUGUUGAACGCUUAGCAAAGUUCAAACUUAUUUGGACUGCAACUGCAUACAAUUGGAUUCUUACCAUUAACGGAUCCGAUAUGGAAUUAAUGAAUAAAGUUUUGGAAAACUUUCGAGUCUAUACUGCUGAAGAAAUCAAGUCAAAUCGAGAAAUAGCCAAGUCAGUUGGAUUUGUUAUUGAAAGACUUGAUUUCGGACACUUUGCUAUACCUGAUCAUUUGGAUCAAGAAAUUAUUGAUGAUCGUAAAUUAAUGGUCGAUGAUAUUUAUUAUCAAUAUUGUGUGGCUUUUGUACCAAGAUCAUGGGCACUUUUGGAAAAAUUUAACGAUGUCAUAUUGAUGAUGCAUUCAAGUGGCUUAACACAAUAUCUUGAAUGGAAGGUUACUGCUGAUCAUAUGAAUGAAAACUUACAAAAACAAAUUGAAUCAUCAGCACGACCAUCUUCAGAUGGUGUUGGCCCAGUUAAAUUAGGAAUGGAAAAUUUUGCUGGAAUAAUAAUUAUUUUGAUAGUUGGAAUUUUUAUAAGUACAAUGGCUUUUGUUGGAGAAAUUGUACACUUUCGAUAUUAUAACAAGCAAAACAUAAUUUCACUUUAAAAGGAAUAAUUGUUAACUAACAAUUUUCAAAAAAUUACAAAUUCUUUCGGAACUAAGGGUUUUUACAAACCAAAAAAUUUGAAAAACAAAUUUUAAAAUACACAUUCAAAUCUUACAAAACUACAAUAUUUUACAUGCAAUUUGGAUGCAAUGCAAAUGUUGGUUAAGCUGUUAAGCUGAUUUUUGCUUUCUUCUUAAAAUCAUGCAAUUCAAAUGUUCCUUAAUAGUUGUUGUUUAUAAUUAUAACGAUUCCUGCAUAAAAUA